Molecule: messenger RNA, 1909 nt
Organism: Drosophila simulans
Lineage: Eukaryota; Metazoa; Arthropoda; Insecta; Diptera; Drosophilidae
Product: lipase 3
Exons: 3
Coding region: 725-1909 (394 amino acids)
Biological process (GO): lipid metabolic process
Molecular function (GO): hydrolase activity, acting on ester bonds
Source: RefSeq, a predicted model, not a curated record
UCCCGGCUACAAAGUGGGGAUAAAGUGCUAACUGGGCCAUAUAAGGAUUAAAGUGCGCACAUGUUGCUGCUGCAUGUUGCCGACGGCACUAGCAACAUGUUGCUGGCGUGAUUUCAGCCAUUUUAUUGUUUUCAUUUGCAAUCGCACUUUCUAUUUUUAACAGUUAUCUUUAACGAAUUACGUAUUUGCAAAUAAUAAUAAAAAUGAUAUGCCAAAUUAAAAAGAUCGAGCUGCAGAAUACCCUCUUCUCAAAUAUUAAAGUUGCCGAAGUUACGAGUGGCUUAUUGUUAUUAAUAUUAUAGUAAUAAUUUGUAAUAAUUCCAUUGGUGAUUUAAUAAAAGGGCUCUUAAAAUGCAUUUGUCUUGAAACAAAAUGGCUUUAAGUCAGUAUAACUUCAUUUAUUAAUCUUUAACGAUAAUAUAUACUCUUGACUUUUUAAAGUAAGGGGUACCAAAAUAAUUGGAAAUCGAUAAGAAAAUCAGACUUUUUGCGUGGGGGGUUUGGGCUUCUUUAGAUUGUAAAUUUGAGACCCGCGAUUUCAAUCUAAACAAGAAGCUGAUUAGGCCAGGUGUAUCUAUCUCUCAUAUAUAUAUUUAACUGAUUUCUUGGGGGUCUUCGUACGCGCUUGCCAAUAAAUCUGAUUGUUUGAGACUAUCAAUGGAUAGAUAGUGGUCAAGGUGCUAUAAAAGCUGGGAUCCCGAACCACACGGAUCAUAGUACUGCGAUGACAAGAGGAGCGUUAAAAGUGACCAUUUUACUGGUCGGAUUGGGCCUGGUUUUGGCCGGAUCUCGGCCUAUUUCUGAUUGCGGUGAGCGCAUUGUGGACGAUGGCUACCCAAUGGAGCGCCACGAAGUGGUCACCAGUGACAACUACAUCCUGACCAUGCACCGCAUUCCGUAUUCCCCCAAAACGGGUGACUCUCCCAAUCGACCGGUGGCCUUCCUCAUGCACGGCAUGCUGAGCUCCUCAUCCGAUUGGGUGCUCAUGGGUCCAGAGCGAUCCCUGGCCUACAUGCUGGCCGAUGCCGGCUACGAUGUAUGGAUGGGCAACGCCCGAGGCAACACCUAUUCCAAGGCGCACAAGUACUGGCCCACUUACUGGCAGAUCUUCUGGAACUUCAGCUGGAACGAGAUCGGCAUGUACGACGUUCCGGCAAUGAUUGAUUACGUCUUGGCGAAGACUGGACAGCAACAGGUGCAAUAUGUGGGCCACUCCCAAGGCACGACUGUCUAUCUGGUGAUGGUGUCCGAGAGACCCGAGUACAAUGACAAGAUCAAGUCCGCCCACCUUCUGGGACCCGCCGCCUAUAUGGGCAACAUGAAGAGCCCCUUGACCCGCGCCUUUGCCCCCAUUUUGGGCCAGCCCAAUGCCAUUGUGGAGGUCUGCGGAUCCAUGGAGUUCAUGCCCAGCAACAAGUUCAAGCAGGAUUUAGGCAUCGAGAUGUGCCAGGCCACUUCACCCUAUGCCGACAUGUGCGCCAACGAGAUCUUCCUGAUUGGAGGCUACGAUACCGAUCAGCUGGACUACGAACUCCUUGAGCACAUCAAGGCCACGUCUCCGGCUGGCGCAUCCGUGAACCAGAACCUGCACUUCUGUCAGGAAUACAACUCCGGAAAGUUCCGUAAAUUCGACUACACCGCUCUCCGUAAUCCGUAUGAGUACGGCACCUACUUCCCUCCGGAUUACAAGCUAAAGAAUGCCAAGGCUCCGGUUCUAUUGUACUACGGAGCCAAUGACUGGAUGUGCGACGUGAGCGAUGUCCGCAAGUUGAGAGACGAACUGCCCAACAUGGCGCUGGACUACCUGGUGCCGUUCGAGAAAUGGGCCCAUCUGGAUUUCAUUUGGGGCACUGAGGCCAGGAAAUACGUGUACGACGAGGUCUUGAAGCAGAUGCGAUCCUACGAAUAG